Messenger RNA from Daphnia pulex (common water flea), 1187 nucleotides. Its product is annotated as uridylate-specific endoribonuclease B-like. The record is from RefSeq and is a predicted model, not a curated record. Gene Ontology annotation, molecular function: RNA endonuclease activity. NCBI's taxonomy places the organism in Eukaryota, Metazoa, Arthropoda, Branchiopoda, Diplostraca, Daphniidae. The coding region runs from base 152 to 1078 and encodes 308 amino acids. The transcript has 5 exons.
UUACCAUGCAGGCCUACGUGACCCCGUGUAUAAUGUCGCAACUGAUAAUAAAAAGAAUAUUGUAUAUAAAGCGACGAUUUCUUCAGUAAGAAACAUCACUGAAAGCGGAAGCGACUCUCACCAAACAGCUUAUUGCAACCAAAUUUGAAAGAUGAAAUUAAUAGCUGCCGUCCUCUUUUUGGCUCUGUUUGGAGUAUCAUCAUCUAAUGCCAAAAGCAUUCGUGCCACUCCCAUAACUGACGAGGAGCUGCUUGCCCUAUCUAAGAAUCUGCAUAUAAAUGACGUAAAUGGUGCUGUUGUCGAACUGGAUCUACAAGCCAAAACUACGAUAGGUGAUCUGUCAGACAAAGCUCCCACCCGGUUAAUUACCAGUGACCUUACCGACGUCUUCACCAAGCCUACAUACGCUGCCGCUCAGGGUCUGCUAAACAAUUACGCAAGGAACUAUUCCGUCCAGGAAGAAUUCACUCCGGAACAAUUAGCGGAAGAAAUAGCUUUCAUUGAUUUGGUUAUGGAGACUAGUGUGAUGCAACUGCUCCAUGAGUUUCUCGUUUCCAAAGGUUUUUUCACCGAGGAUGUGCAAGAGUUCAAACAGUUUCUGUGGAACAAAUGGUUCGCCCGCUGGUCUAAAUACGUACCGGAUGUUGUAGCCAGUGGCGGCUGGGAACACACCAAUCUGGGUGAAAAGGGGAGCGACGGAAUACUUUACGGAUUCCAUAGCUGGAUUCACGUUUACAACGAGGAGCAAUAUGGUCACCUCAACUAUCUCGGCUACAUCGACGUGAUCAAAACGAAAAGCACCACUGUCAUGUCCAUGCCCAUCCUUUUGAAUGGUAACCAUGUCAGCAGUAAACCGUACACGAAUUUGAACGUCGGCGCCAGUCCGGAACUUGAACUCGCUCUCGGGACGCUUUGCUACAUUGCCCGCGAUGGUGUCGACGCCCUUUGCGUCUUCCAGACUUCUGAUGCCAUCGAGUACGCCAUGGACGUGCACUCGGUCGAUUAUAACGGAUCGAAUUACAUUGAAAGUUCGCACACAAGUUUCGGGGAAGAAUCAAACGGACGGUCCGUCCUGUGAUUGCGCAGCGCAGGAACUACAGAAGCAUGUACGGCACUCGCUAUUCAGUGCAAGCGUUUUGUUGAAGUCAAUUAAUGUAAAAGAAAAUAAAGAAACAAACACGAAUGUA